This is a messenger RNA of Oldenlandia corymbosa var. corymbosa, 2289 nucleotides long. Lineage: Eukaryota; Viridiplantae; Streptophyta; Magnoliopsida; Gentianales; Rubiaceae. The record is from the annotation of a GenBank genome assembly.
AUGGCUCGGAGCGUGAGAUCCUCCGCCACGCGCCUGCUGUACACCCUCUGUUCCGGCGCGAAAGCCACACCCAUAACUCCACAAUGCCCGCCGAAGUCCCCAGUUGCGGCUUUAUUUGCCGGUGAAUUCCAAAUACGCUACUUCUCCGCCGGCAGCGCUGCUGCUGCGAGAUUGAAGGAGGAGAAAGAGGCUAUCUGGAAGGAAUCCCUGGAGAAGGUACGGAACAUCGGGAUAUCGGCUCAUAUUGACUCCGGCAAGACCACGUUGACGGAGAGGAUUCUGUACUAUACGGGUAGGAUCCACGAGAUUCAUGAAGUGAGAGGGAAAGAUGGAGUUGGGGCGAAGAUGGAUUCCAUGGAUUUAGAGAGAGAGAAAGGAAUCACAAUUCAGUCUGCCGCCACUUACUGUAGUUGGAAGGAUUAUCAGGUGAAUAUAAUUGAUACACCUGGACACGUAGACUUCACAAUAGAAGUGGAAAGAGCUUUGCGUGUUCUUGAUGGUGCCAUUCUUGUCCUCUGUAGUGUUGGUGGGGUGCAAAGUCAAUCUAUCACUGUUGACAGGCAAAUGAGAAGAUAUGAAGUUCCGAGGGUUGCUUUCAUUAACAAACUAGAUCGCAUGGGUGCAGAUCCUUGGAAAGUUCUAGAUCAGGCCAGGACCAAGCUUCGACACCAUAGUGCUGCUGUGCAAGUGCCAAUUGGUUUAGAGGAUGAUUUCCAGGGCUUAAUCGAUAUUGUGAAUAUGAAAGCAUAUUACUUCCAUGGUUCGAGUGGUGAGAAAGUGGUCGCUGAAGAAGUUCCUGCAAAUAUGGAAGAGCUCGCCAUGAAAAAGCGUCGGGAACUUAUUGAGGCAGUCUCUGAGGUUGAUGACCAGCUGGCUGAAGCAUUUCUAAAUGACGAUCCCAUAUCAUCUUCUGAACUUGAGGAAGCAAUUAGAAGAGCUACUAUUGCAAGAAAAUUUGUCCCUGUAUUCAUGGGCAGUGCAUUCAAGAACAAGGGGGUGCAACCACUUCUAGAUGGUGUGCUUAGUUAUUUGCCUUGCCCAGCUGAAGUUACUAACUUUGCACUUGAUCAGACAAAGAACGAAGAGAAGGUUGCUUUAUCUGGGAAUCCAGCUGGUCCUCUAGUAGCCUUGGCUUUCAAAUUGGAAGAAGGACGUUUUGGUCAGUUGACAUAUUUAAGGAUAUAUGAGGGUGUCAUUAGGAAGGGAGAAUUUAUGGUCAAUGUUAACACUGGCAAGAGAAUCAAGAUUCCACGAUUGGUCCGGAUGCAUGCGAAUGAAAUGGAGGACAUACAAGAAGCACAUGCUGGACAAAUAGUUGCUGUUUUUGGGGUUGAUUGUGCUUCAGGAGAUACAUUUACUGAUGGGUCUGUUAAAUACACUAUGACAUCAAUGAAUGUCCCUGAACCAGUUAUGUCCCUGGCUGUUUCACCUGUUUCCAAAGAUUCCGGGGGACAGUUUUCCAAAGCUCUGAAUCGGUUUCAGAAAGAAGAUCCUACCUUCCGUGUUAGUUUAGAUCCAGAGAGUGGCCAGACAAUUAUUUCUGGUAUGGGAGAACUGCAUUUGGACAUCUAUGUUGAGCGGAUAAGAAGAGAAUAUAAGGUUGAUGCAACUGUUGGAAAACCUCGUGUUAACUUCCGGGAGACUAUUACUCAGCGAGCUGACUUUGAUUAUCUGCAUAAGAAGCAAAGUGGAGGGCAGGGUCAAUAUGGAAGGGUUAUUGGGUAUGUGGAACCACUUCCACCGGGUUCGUCUUCUAAGUUUGAGUUUGAGAACAUGAUAAUUGGACAAGUUAUACCAUCAGGCUUCAUUCCAGCAAUUGAAAAAGGUUUUAAAGAAGCUGCAAACUCUGGGUCUUUAAUUGGUCACCCUGUUGAGAACAUUCGUAUUGUUUUGACGGAUGGAUCUUCCCAUGCUGUUGAUUCAAGUGAACUUGCAUUCAAGCUGGCUGCUAUAUAUGCUUUUAGACAGUGCUAUGCAGCUGCAAAGCCCGUUAUAUUGGAGCCAAUAAUGUUGGUUGAGCUGAAAGCUCCUUCAGAAUUUCAGGGCGCCAUUACUGGUGAUAUCAACAAGAGGAAAGGCAUGAUUGUUGGGAAUGACCAGGAAAAUGACGACUCUGUCAUUACUGCCCACGUUCCUCUUAACAAUAUGUUCGGAUAUUCAACAUCUCUCCGAUCAAUGACCCAGGGUAAAGGUGAAUUUACAAUGGAAUACAUCGAGCAUUUACCAGUAUCCCAGGAUGUCCAGACACAGUUGAUUAACACAUACAAGGCCGCAAGGGGUGGCUCAUAA